Molecule: messenger RNA, 930 nt
Organism: Pteronotus mesoamericanus
Lineage: Eukaryota; Metazoa; Chordata; Mammalia; Chiroptera; Mormoopidae
Gene: TAS2R10
Product: taste 2 receptor member 10
Exons: 1
Coding region: 1-930 (309 amino acids)
Biological process (GO): sensory perception of taste; detection of chemical stimulus involved in sensory perception of bitter taste; G protein-coupled receptor signaling pathway
Cellular component (GO): membrane
Molecular function (GO): G protein-coupled receptor activity; bitter taste receptor activity
Source: RefSeq, a predicted model, not a curated record
AUGCUAAGUAUAGUGGAAGGCCUCUUCAUUUUCAUAGCAGUUAUUGAAACAAUACUGGGGAUAUUAGGGAAUGGGUUUAUUGGACUUGUAAACUGCAUUGACUUUGUUAAGAAAAAGAAGUGUUCUGUAAUUGGUUUGAUUCUCAUUGGCUUAGCUACUUCAAGAAUGUUUCUGAUAUGGAUAAUAAUUACUGAUGGAUUUAUAAAGGCACUCUCUCCAGAUACAUAUUCUCAUGGAAACCUAAUUGAGUAUAUUUCUUACUUAUGGGUAAUUAUUAAUCACUCAAGUGUCUUUUUUGCCACCACCCUCAGCAUCUUCUAUUUCCUGAAGAUAGCCAACUUUUCCCACCGCGUUUUUCUCUGCUGGAAGCAUAGAAUCAAUAAAGUAUUUUCCCUUCUGAUGGGACUGUUGCUUAUGUCAUGGCUAUUUAUUUUCCCAUCACUUAUAAAGACCAUUAAUGAUUAUAAAGCGAAAAAUAAAAACAUCACCUGGUAUCUCAACGCAUCGAAAAAUGACUACAUUACUUACCAGUUUUUGUGCAAUCUGGAGAUCAUUUUCUUCUUUACGCUGUCACUGGUUACAUGUUUCUUGUUAAUCAUUUCCCUUUGGAGACACAAUCGGCACAUGCAAUCGAAUGUUCUAGGUGUCAGAGACUCCAGCUCAGAAGCCCAUGUGAGAGCAAUAAAAGUUUUGAUAUCUUUUAGCAUUCUCCUUAUCUUGCAUUUUAUAGGCAUCGUCAUAGAAAUAUCAUGUAACUUGGUGCCAGAAAAGAAAGUGCUGAUGAUGUUUGGUGUGACAAUCUCAGCCCUCUAUCCCUGGGGUCACUCAUUUAUCCUAAUUCUAGCAAACAACAAGCUAAAACAAGCAUCUCUGAAGUUACUACAGCUUUUAAAGUGCUGCAGGAAAGAGAAACCUCUCAGAGCUCCAUAG